AUGGCUCGGUAGUAGAGAGUUGAUGUCUUUUAGUGCUGUACGCCUGUACCUUAACAUCGCUAAAGUACAAGAAACUUUGGAAAAUUUGAUUUCCAAGUUUUGAGUCCUUUGACCAACUGCGUUUCUAGUCAGCUAUUGAAAGAGACUAGACUAGGCUUAGACUGUCGAAGAAAAGGAAAGACCCAUAACAACAAAUUGACUAGUAUACCCUCCUAGAUGUCAUAGAGGCUAUAUAAACACAACAACACACUGGAUAUUGUGGUGGAACCAAAUCUGUAACUCGUAACGUCGCCCGAAUCACCACCUCGUUCACUGUGCAUUUUUUUCUAUAAUAUUUCUGUGGUUUGGUUUUGUUCUUGGUACUUAUUUGGGGAGGAGUUUGUUUCAGGGAGAAUACUACCUUGUAUUUGUUAAUUUAGUUUCUUAAAUUGGAGUUUAGUAGUGAUGGGGGAAAUCAUUCCAAACUUAGAAGAUGGAGAACUAUGGGUUCCUUCUGAUAUUUUACCUGACGAAAGUUUUUCUAAUAAAUUUCACUCUAAUUUCUCUACUCAUCAUCAGCUCAAUGAAUUCAUGGAAGAAGAAGAAGAACCCACUUAUUCUCUUCCACAUCUCUCAACUUACUCUUUGUUUCAGCAAAACCAUGUAGUACCUUCAAUGAAUUUAGACCCCCAUCACUCCAAGCAAAUUAAACUGCAAAAUCAGUUCUAUAGUAUGAGUAGACCACAACCUGAGAUGGGUUUAGGGAUUUAUGGUGAAACUCCUGUUGGUGGUCACUAUCUCAAUUUUUCAGACAAUGGUGGUGGUGGUUGUUCCUGUUACGAAUCAACUGCUCCUCUCCGGUUCCAUGACAGAAAACUUCCUCCUCUACCAAUAGCUGGGGAUAUUUUACAAGCAAGAAGCAGGAUUUUGCAGAGACAACAGAACCAGCAACAACGCUAUCUUCAAAACCACUUUUUGCCAUUGCAAGGAAAUGAUAAUAAUGGGUCAUGGAAUCGUGGAAAUAGGGGUACUGGUGUCUUUAUUCCUCGCACUCCUCCAAACUCCACAGUUGCUAACCCUGGAAAGAAGAAGCAGAGUUAUUGGAAAGGAGAUAGGGGGAGUGUUGAUGCGGGUAAGAGAUUACAAGGCCUGGUCAAAAGAUCCAAUCCACCCACCUACUGAUGAUAUUGAUACAGUAUUUUGAGUCGGUAGUACUGAACUACUGACGAUUUGUACCCUGCUCUGGUA
Papaver somniferum (opium poppy) is the source of this 1227-nucleotide messenger RNA. RefSeq lists its product as uncharacterized. The transcript is spliced from 4 exons. Bases 445 to 1161 code for a protein of 238 amino acids. The record is from RefSeq and is a predicted model, not a curated record. NCBI's taxonomy places the organism in Eukaryota, Viridiplantae, Streptophyta, Magnoliopsida, Ranunculales, Papaveraceae.